Molecule: messenger RNA, 4464 nt
Organism: Closterium sp. NIES-65
Lineage: Eukaryota; Viridiplantae; Streptophyta; Zygnematophyceae; Desmidiales; Closteriaceae
Source: the annotation of a GenBank genome assembly
AUGAAGAUUAGCUUUCCAUCACCCCGCCCCAUUCUCCCGCUUUCCAUCACCCCGCCCCAUUCUCCCGCUUUCCAUCAUCCCGCCCCAUUCUCCCGCUUUCCAUCACCCCGCACCAUUCUCCCGCUUUCCAUCACCCCGCCCCAUUCUCCCGCUUUCCAUCACCCCGCCCCAUUCUCCCGCUUUCCAUCACCCCGCCCCUUUCUCCCUCUUUCCAUCACCCCGCCCCAUUCUCCCGCUUUCCAUCACCCCGCCCCAUUCUCCCGCUUUCCAUCACCCCACCCCAUUCUCCCGUUUUCCAUCACCCCGCCCCAUUCUCCCGCUUUCCAUCACCCCGCCCCAUUCUCCCUCUUUUCAUCACCCCGCCCCAUUCUCCCUCUUUCCAUCACCCCACCCCAUCCUCCCUCUUUCCAUCGCCCCGCCCCAUUCUUCCGCUUUUCAUCACCCCGUCCCAUUCUCCCUCUUUCCAUCACCCCGCCCCAUUCCCCCUCUUUCCAUCUGCCUGCCCCAUUCUCCCGCUCUCCAUCACCCCGCCCUAUUCUCCCUAUUUCUAUCACCCCGCCCCAUUCUCCCGCUUUCCAUCACCCCGCUUUCCAUCACCCCGCCCCAUUCUCCCGCUUUCCAUCACCCCACCCCAUUCUCCCUCGUUCCAUCACCCCGCCCCAUUCUCCCUCUUUCCAUCACCUCGCCCUAUUCUCCCUCUUCCCAUCACCCCGCCCCAUUCUCCCGCUUUCCAUUACCCCGCCCCAUUCUCAAACUUUCCAUCACCCCGCCCCAUUCUCCCUCUUUCGAUCACCCCUGCCCCAUUCUCACGCUUUCCAUCAUCCCGCCCCAUUCUCCCGCUUUCCAUCACCCCGCCCCUUUCUUCCUCUUUCCAUCACCCCGCCCCAUUCUCCCGCUUUCCAUCUGCCCAACCCAUUCUCCCGCUUUCCAUCACCCCGCCCCAUUCUCCCGCUUUCCAUCACCCCGCCCCAUUCUCCCGCUUUCCAUCACCCCGCCCCAUUCUUCUGCUUUCCAUCACCCCGCCCCAUUCUUCCGCUUUCCAUCUCCCCGCCCCAUUCUCCCUCUCUCCAUCACCCCGCCCCAUUCUCCCGCUUUCCAUCAUCCCGCCCCAUUCUCCCGCUUUCAAUCACCCCGCCCAAUUCUUCCGCUUUCCAUCACCCCGCCCCAUUCUCCCUCUUUCCAUCAGCCCGCCCCAUUCUCCCUCUUUCCAUCACCCCGCCCCAUUCUCCCGCUUUCCAUCACCCCGCCCCAUUCUCCCGCUAUUGCAUCACCCCGCCCCAUUCUCCCUCUUUCCAUAACCCCGCCCUAUUCUCCCUCUUUCCAUCACCCCGCAAAUUCUCCCUCUUUCCAACACUCCACCCCAUUCUCCCGCUUUCCAUCACCCCGCCCCAUUCUCCCGCUUUCCAUCAACCCACCUCAUUCUCCCGCUUUCCAUCACCCCACCCCAUAAUCCCGCUUUCCAUCACCCCGCCCCAUUCUCCCGCUUUCCAUCACCCCCCCCUAUUCUCCCUCUUUCCAUCACCCUGCCCCAUUCUCCCGCUUUCCAUCACCCCACCCGAUUCUCCCGCUUUCCAUCACCCCGCCCCAUUCUCCCUCUUUCUAUCACCCCGCCCCAUUCUCCCGCUUUCCACCACCCCGCUCCAUUCUCCCGCUUUCCAUCACCCCGCUCAAUUCUCCCUCUUUCCAUCACCCCUCCCCAUUCUCCCUCUUUCCAUCACCCCGCCACAUUCUCCCGCUUUCCAUCACCCCGCCUCAUUAUCCCUCUUUCCAUCACCCCGCCCCAUUCUCCCGCUUUCCAUCACACCGCCCCAUUCUCCCUCUAUCCACCACCCCGCCCUAUUCUCCCUCUUUCCAUCACCCCGCCCCAUUCUCCCGCUUUCCAUCACCCCGCCCCAUUCUCCCGCUUUCCAUCACCCCUCCCCAUUCUCCCGCUUUCCAUCACCUCGCCCCAUUCUCCCGCUUUCCAUCACCUCGCCCCAUUCUCCCUCUUUCCAUCACCCCGCCCUAUUCUCCCUCUUUCCAUCACCCCGCCCCAUUCUCCCGCUUUCCAUCACCACGCCCCAUUCUCCCGCUUUCCAUCACCCCACCCCAUUCUCCCGCUUUCCAUCACCCCGCUCCAUUCUCCCGCUUUCCAUCACCCCGCCCAAUUCUCCCUCUUUCCAUCACCCCUCCCCAUUCUCCCUCUUUCCAUCACCCCACCCCAUUCUCCCGCUUUCCAUCACCCCGCCCCAUUCUCCCGCUUUCCAUCACCCCGCCCCAUUCUCCCGCUUUCCAUCACCCCGCCCCAUUCUCCCGCUUUCCAUCACCCCGCCCCAUUCUUCCGCUUUCCAUCACCCCGCCCCAUUCACCCCGCCCCAUUCUCCCUCCUUCCAUCAACCCGCCCCAUUCUCCCGCUUUCCUUCACCCCGCCCCAUUCUCCCGCUUUCCAUCACACCGCCCCAUUCUCCCUCUAUCCACCACCCCGCCCUAUUCUCCCUCUUUCCAUCACCCCGCCCCAUUCUCCCGCUUUCCAUCACCCCGCCCCAUUCUCCCGCUUUCCAUCACCCCUCCCCAUUCUCCCGCUUUCCAUCACCUCGCCCCAUUCUCCCGCUUUCCAUCACCUCGCCCCAUUCUCCCUCUUUCCAUCACCCCGCCCUAUUCUCCCUCUUUCCAUCACCCCGCCCCAUUCUCCCGCUUUCCAUCACCACGCCCCAUUCUCCCGCUUUCCAUCACCCCACCCCAUUCUCCCGCUUUCCAUCACCCCGCUCCAUUCUCCCGCUUUCCAUCACCCCGCCCAAUUCUCCCUCUUUCCAUCACCCCUCCCCAUUCUCCCUCUUUCCAUCACCCCACCCCAUUCUCCCGCUUUCCAUCACCCCGCCCCAUUCUCCCGCUUUCCAUCACCCCGCCCCAUUCUCCCGCUUUCCAUCACCCCGCCCCAUUCUCCCGCUUUCCAUCACCCCGCCCCAUUCUUCCGCUUUCCAUCACCCCGCCCCAUUCACCCCGCCCCAUUCUCCCUCCUUCCAUCAACCCGCCCCAUUCUCCCGCUUUCCUUCACCCCGCCCCAUUCUCCCUCUUUCCAUCACCCCGCCCCAUUCUUCCGCUUUUCAUCACCCUACCCCAUUCUCCCACUUUCCAUCACCCCGCCCCAUUCCCCCUCUUUCCAUCAGCCCGCCCCAUUCUCCCGCUUUUCUUCACCCCGCCCCAUUCUUCCGCUUUUCAUCACCCCGCCCCAUUCUCCCGCUUUCCAUCACCCCGCCCCAUUCUCCCGCUUUCCAUCACCCCACCCCUUUCUCCCUCUUUCCAUCACCCCGCCCCAUUCUCCCGCUUUCUAUCACUCCGCCCCAUUCUCCCGCUUUCCAUCACCCCGCCCCAUUCUCAAGCUUUCCAUCACCCCGCCCCAUUCUCCCGCUAUCCAUCACCCCGCCCCAUUCUCCCGCUUUCCAUCACCCCGCCCCAUUCUCCCGCUUUCCAUCACCCCGCCCCAUUCUCUCGCUUUCCAUCACCCCGCCCCAUUCUCCCGCUUUCCUUCACCCCGCCCCAUUCUCCCUCUUUCCAUCACCCCGCCCCAUUCUCCCGCUUUCCAUCACCCGGCUCCAUUCUCCCGCUUUCCAUCACCCGGCCCAGUUCUCCCUCUUUCCAUCACCCCUCCCCAUUCUCCCUUUUUCCAUCACCCCGCCCCAUUCUCCCUCUUUCCAUCACCCCGCCCCAUUCUCCCGCUUUCCAUCACCCCGCCCCAUUCUCCCUCUUUCCAUCACCCCGCCCCAUUCUCCCGCUUUCCAUCACCCCGCCCCAUUCUCCCGCUUUCCAUCACCCCGCCCCAUUGUCCCUCUUUCCAUCACCCUGCCCCAUUCUCCCGCUUUCCACCACCCCGCUCCAUUUUCUUGCUUUCCAUCACCCCGCCCAAUUCUCCCUCUUUCCAUCACCCCGCCCCAUUCUCCCUCUUUCCAUCACCCCGCCCCAUUCUCCCGCUUUCCAUCACACCACCCCAUUCUCCCGCUUUCGAUCACCACGCCCCAUUUUCCCUCUUUCCAUCACCCCGCCCCAUUCUCCCGCUUUCCAUCACCCCGCCCCAUUCUCCCGCUUUCCAUCACCCCGCUCCAUUCUCCCGCAUUCCAUCACCCCGCCCAAUUCUCCCUCUUUCCAUCACCCCUCCCCAUUCUCCCUCUGUCCAUCACCCCGCCCCAUUCUCCCGCUUUCCAUCACCCCGCCCCAUUCUCCCUCUUUCCAUCACCCCGCCCCAUUCUCCCGCUUUCCAUCACCCCGCCCCAUUCUCCCGCUUUCCAUCACCCCGCCCCAUUCUUCCGCUUUCCAUCACCCCGCCCCAUUCACCCCGCCCCAUUCUCCCUCUUUCCAUCAACCCGCCCCAUUCUCCCGCUUUUCAUCACCCUGCCCCAUUCUCCCUCUUUCCAUCACCCCGCCCCAUUCUCCCUCUUUCCAUCAGCCCGCCCCAUUCUCCUGCUUUUCUUCACCCCUGUUAGAGACUAA